CCUUCCUCCGACCUGCUUCCACGGGUACUCGCUCUCGAACUGAGAGGGAUGACUCCAGCCUGGAGACACCUGCUGAGAGCUUUGCACCAACAGACCUCUUCUCACAGGACCCCCAAGAUGUGCCCUUCCUUGAGCCGCAGUCCUUGCUGCCAUCUGCAGAACUGACUUAACCCUUGCAAAGGGCCAGGAAGAGAAGGCCUGCUCCCAAAAGGCCCAAGAGGACGGAUGGACCCAUCAGCUUCAGAAUCGGGCAGAGCUCUUGCUUGUGAAUAACUGUUCUGCAACAUGCAACUGCCCUGCCUCACACAAGCAAAAAGCAUUGAUGGGAAACAUAUGGAGAGGCGGAACUGAAAGAAUCAGCAGGCAGUAGGUGCUUUCUGGACAUCUGUGACCAAGCUUGGUCUUCAUACAAAACCCAGAAUGCCUCCAUGUGACUUCACACCUGAAAAAUACCAGUCCCUCGCCUAUGAACGUGUCCUGGAGAUCCACAAGCAACAUCUUUCUCCCAUACUGACGGCGUAUUUUCCAAAGCCCUUGUUGCUCCACCAGGGUCACAAGGAAUGGCUGUUUGAUUAUGAGGGAAACAGAUACCUGGAUUUCUUUUCUGGGAUUGUCACUGUCAGUGUGGGUCACUGUCACCCGAAGGUAAAUGCAGCGGCACAAAAGCAGCUUGGGCGCCUAUGGCAUACAAGUACCCUCUUCUUCCACCCUCCAAUCCAUGAAUUUGCAGAGAAGCUUUCAGCACUUCUUCCUGAGCCUCUAAAGGUCAUUUUCUUGGUGAACAGUGGCUCCGAAGCCAAUGACCUAGCCAUGCUGAUGGCCAGAGCACACUCAAAAAGUACAGACAUUAUUUCUUUCAGAGGAGGCUACCAUGGGGGCAGUUCUUCCACACUUGGCUUGACAAAUGUAGGGUCCUUCAAAACGGAGCUCUCCAGUGGGUUGGGCUGCCAAUCAACAAUGUGCCCAGAUGUUUUCCGUGGCCCUUGGGGAGGAAGCCACUGUCGAGAUUCUCCAGUGCAAACAAUUAGGAAAUGCAGCUGUGCACCAGACUGCUGCCAAGCAAAAGACCAGUAUAUUGAACAGUUCAAAGAUACUCUGAACAGUUCUGUGGCCAAAUCAAUUGCUGGAUUUUUUGCAGAACCAAUUCAAGGGGUGAAUGGAGUUGUUCAGUAUCCAAAGGGGUUUUUAAAGGAAGCCUUUGAGCUGGUGCGAGAACGAGGAGGUCUGUGCAUUGCAGAUGAGGUGCAGACAGGGUUUGGAAGGCUAGGCUCUCACUUCUGGGGCUUCCAAACCCAUGGCAUCCUCCCAGACAUUGUCACCAUGGCUAAAGGGAUUGGGAAUGGCUUUCCCAUGGCGGCAGUUGUGACAACUCCAGAGAUUGCCAACUCUCUGGCUAAAUCCGUUCUUCACUUCAACACCUUUGGAGGGAACCCCAUGGCCUGUGCCAUUGGGUCAGCGGUUCUUGAGGUGAUUAAAGAAGAGAAUCUACAGGAAAACAGUCAAGAAGUUGGCACCUACAUGCUACAGAAGUUUGCGGAGCUGCGGGAUGAAUUUGAGAUUGUCGGAGAUGUGCGAGGCAAAGGCCUCAUGAUAGGAAUAGAAAUGGUGAAAGAUAAGAUGAGCCGCCAGCCUCUUCCCCAGGAAGAAGUCAAUGAAAUCCACGACAACUGCAAACGCAUGGGGCUUCUAAUUGGCAAAGGUGGCAUUUUUGCUCAGACGUUCCGCAUCGCGCCCUCGAUGUGCAUCACUGAACCAGAUGUUAAGUUUGCAGUGGAAGUAUUUCGGUCUGCCUUAACCCAGCACAGGGACAGAAGAGCUAAAUAAAUUGUUUAAAAAUAAAAAACCAUAAGCUUCAAACCAUACACUUCAACUUAUGUUCAGGGGUUAAUUUAAGGAAUUCGAUUAUAUAAUUGGUACCAGUUGUAGAGGACACGGUUGACUGCCCACCAGUCAGAUGGGUUCCCAGACCCCCAUUAUCUUAAGAGACCUUUCAGAAAAAGGUCUUUCUUCAGAAAAAGACCUUUAUCUUUCUUCAGAAAAAGACCUUUAUCCCUAGCUCAGAGAAUAAAUCCUAAUUAUUCUAGGUUACUUAUGGUGAUUUAAUUCCCCUGUCAGCCAUUGGUUUGUGCAUGACAUGUGACAUAUUUUGGGACAACGAAUCCUGAAGGAAAAUAUUUUCAUGGAGGUGCCUUCAGGUGAAGGUUUCUUUAUCGCCAGAAGACAUGUCUUCUUACACCGAUCAUCAUGGGCCAUGCUCAAAUCAUGCCAUUUUGGGGUCAUGUACACAAAGCUUCUUUGCUGGGGUUGGAAGGUAGAAGGAAAUUGAGUCCUUAGUAAUGUCAAUGAGCCUCUGACUUAACCAAUCCUAGAUUCUCAUCUUGGAGCUUUGGGUUAUAUAAGAUAAUAAAUUCUGUGUAUU
Nyctereutes procyonoides (raccoon dog) is the source of this 2419-nucleotide messenger RNA. It is a transcript of the gene AGXT2, whose product is annotated as alanine--glyoxylate aminotransferase 2. Gene Ontology annotation, molecular function: pyridoxal phosphate binding; L-alanine:glyoxylate transaminase activity. The transcript has 15 exons. Gene Ontology annotation, cellular component: mitochondrion. The record is from RefSeq and is a predicted model, not a curated record. Bases 421 to 1824 code for a protein of 467 amino acids. NCBI's taxonomy places the organism in Eukaryota, Metazoa, Chordata, Mammalia, Carnivora, Canidae. Gene Ontology annotation, biological process: glyoxylate catabolic process.